Caenorhabditis bovis is the source of this 612-nucleotide messenger RNA. The record is from the annotation of a GenBank genome assembly. NCBI's taxonomy places the organism in Eukaryota, Metazoa, Nematoda, Chromadorea, Rhabditida, Rhabditidae.
AUGCAAGGUCUCCUGAAAGGAAAGUCAAAAUCCUCACAGAGCCGAUCGGAUAACAAAGAGAGGAAAGCGAAGAAGGUUGCGUCGAAGAAUUCGCUGUCGAAUCAGAAUUAUGAGGUGAAGGUGAAGCCGAGACCAGCGCCAUUACCGCCAGAACCGGUCAAUCCGGCUGAUGGCUUAUAUGGAUCGAUGACGAUUGCUGAGGAGGAGAAGGAGAAUGUCUCGAGAUCGGAGAGUGAUCGAUCGAGCAAAGUGGUGGCGAAAAAUUUUAAGCAGAAGAAAAAGAAGGCGCAGAUUGGCAAGAAGUCGUCGAAUGCUAGUUAUGAGCAAAAACGGAAAAAUAUUGGCGAGAAAAUAACACAAUUGAGUCAGAAAAUGGUCAACUCAUUACUGCAGAAGAAGGAGAGCGACGAGUUCGCGCCGGAAAAAGCUGAGCCGGCGGCAAUGGAUCUCGCCGCAACUCGCGAGGAAUCCAAAACAACGGUAUCGAGUCGAACACAGGAAAGCGAAACGAAAUUGGCAUCGAUAUCGAAACGAAGCACCGAAUCGGAGCACCUUCUGCCCGUCUACAUUCUGCCGAAUAAAUCGGUUCGAUUCGACGCCAAAAAAUCGUAG